UCUCGAACUUUGUCAAGGUUAAGAGAAGCACUUAACGAUUGAGGACAAGAGAAGAGCCUGUUACAAGCAAGAAUUUAUUGUCGUUGUCUUCGAAAUUUGCAUAGAUACAUUAAAUACACGGUGCUCAGAUGCCAAAGUGUUGCGAAGAUUAUUUGAAAGAAGAAGAGGACGGAGAGAAUAAGCAGAAAGUGUGAGUUCAAAUAAAUUGAAGUAAUCAAAAUGGAAACGAACGAGUGACUAUUUCGUAUCUGACCUGGGAUUUGAAGUCUGUUUCUUGCUUGAAAUCGAGACUUGAAAAAGUGUGAUUUGAUUCUUUUGUAUGGAAGCUUGCACAAGAGAAUCACUAAGCAGAAAAUUUUGUUCUGUUGCUGUAAAGAACUGACCAAGAAGAAAGCAAAUGACUGAAGAACAGAAGGGAAAGCAGGAGAAAACCAGCUUGGGUAUGACAGAGAAAGUUGUAGUUGCUGUUAAGGCAUCCAAAGAAAUUCCUAAGACUGCUCUGGUGUGGGCAUUGACUCAUGUUGUUCAACCUGGAGACUGCAUUACGUUGCUUGUUGUUCCUUCACAUGGUUCAGGUAGAAAAUGGGGUUUUCCAAGAUUUUCUGGUGACUGCUCAAGCAGUAGCCGCAAAUCUCAAUCAGGAUCAAGUUCAGAGCAGAACUCUGGUAUCAGUGACUCCUGCUCGCAAAUGAUCCUCCAGCUCCAUGAUGUUUAUGACCCUAACAAGAUUAAUGUCAAGAUAAAAAUUGUUUCUGGAUCACCGUGUGGAGCAGUAGCUGUAGAGGCCAAGAGAGCCCAAGCUGGUUGGGUUGUACUGGACAAGCAGCUCAAACACGAGGAAAAACGGUGCAUGGAGGAGUUGCAAUGCAACAUAGUGAUUAUGAAGGGUUCUCAGGCAAAAGUGCUACGUCUUAACUUGGUUAGGUCACCUGAGAAGGAAGCUGAAGCUUCUUGUCAAUUAAAUCCUGAUAUGCAAGAAACAUCUGUGAAACAUUCCGAUAACAAAAAUGGAUCAUCUGAUUCUAGUAGGGGUAUAGAGGCUGUUGUCACUCCAACCAGCAGUCCAGAGCUUGGGACGCCAUUUUCUGCUACUGAAGCAGGAACUUCUUCAGUGUCUAGCUCGGAUCCAGGCACUUCGCCUUUUUGCACCUCAGAGAGGAAUGCUGACUUGAAGAAAGGGGAAUCAAUAGUCAUCAAGGAAAACCAGGACCUUGAUGAAUCUAGUUCAGAAGCUGAGAGUGAAAAUUUAUCGUUAUCUUCAGUGAGUUUAAGGUAUCAACCAUGGAUAACAGAAUAUCUUACUUCUCAACAUCAAUCCUCACAACGCCUAGAAGAACCUUCAACUCAAGCUUAUGUCAGGGCUCAAGGUUCUACAUCAAAAGCCUUACUGGAGAAAUUUUCAAAACUUGAUAGAGAAGCUGGAAUAGGAAUGUCAAGCUUUAAGAGUGAUAUUGGAUUUAGUGGAAAUGUAAGAGAAGCAGUUGCAUUAUCCAGAAAUUCCCCUCUUGGCCCUCCUCCAUUGUGUUCAAUAUGUCAGCAUAAGGCACCUAUAUUUGGAAAACCACCAAGGUGGUUUACCUAUGCUGAGUUGGAGCUUGCAACUGGUGGAUUUUCACAAGCUAAUUUCUUGGCUGAGGGUGGGUUUGGAUCUGUUCAUAGAGGGGUACUCCCUGAUGGACAGGCGAUUGCAGUCAAGCAACACAAAUUGGCUAGUUGUCAAGGAGAUCAUGAAUUUUGCUCAGAAGUGGAAGUCCUCAGCUGUGCUCAGCACAGGAAUGUUGUUAUGCUGAUUGGGUUUUGCAUCGAGGAUAGAAGGCGGCUGUUGGUUUAUGAGUACAUAUGCAAUGGUUCUCUAGAUGCUCAUCUAUAUGGGCAUCAUCAGGAACCUUUAGAAUGGUCUGCACGGCAAAAGAUUGCUGUGGGAGCUGCUAGAGGUCUGAGAUACCUUCAUGAAGAAUGCAGAGUUGGCUGCAUUGUGCACCGUGACAUGCGGCCGAACAACAUUCUCAUCACCCAUGAUUUUGAACCUUUGGUUGGUGAUUUUGGCCUUGCAAGAUGGCAGCCUGAUGGUGAUGCUGGAGUGGAAACAAGAGUGAUUGGAGCAUUUGGGUAUUUGGCACCAGAAUAUGCUCAAAGCGGCCAAGUCACCGAAAAAGCUGAUAUUUAUUCCUUUGGAGUGGUGUUAGUUGAACUAGUUACAGGGCGGAAAGCGGUGGACCUUAAUAGGCCUAAGGGCCAGCAAUGUCUAACUGAAUGGGCUCGUCCACUUUUGGAAGAAUAUGCUAUAGAUGAAUUGGUGGACCCAAGAUUGGAGGAUUGCUAUUCCGAGCAUGAAGUCUAUUGUAUGCUCCAUGCCGCAUCAUUAUGCAUAAGGCAGGAUCCUCAUUCUAGGCCUCGCAUGUCACAGGUGCUACGCAUAUUGGAAGGUGACAUGCUUAUGGACUCGAAUUACUCAUCGCCAAGAUACGACAUUGGGAACCGCAGUGGCCGGGUUUGUGCAGACCAAAAAUAUUACAGUGGAUCCCUGGAAAAUGAGGCAUUAGAAGAGUUCAAUGGGAAGCUCUACCUUGACGGGCUAAGGUCAGGAACCAGGAGGACUUCGUGCGCAGAUCAUCUGUAAAAGCCUACAGGGGGUUCUUUACACGCAUGGUACACAUAUCAAUCUAUCAAUCUAUACAUAUAAUUUUGUGUAGUAGUAGUAUUGGAAGCAAGGGGUAACUGGGUUCUUGUAAUUCUUUUGUGGAAAUGCUGAUCUCCAAAGCUAUGGUGAAAUAUUAUAUGCUUUUCUAAUUAAACCAAUGAAGCACCGCUUGAGAAGUA
Molecule: messenger RNA, 2820 nt
Organism: Gossypium raimondii (Peruvian cotton)
Lineage: Eukaryota; Viridiplantae; Streptophyta; Magnoliopsida; Malvales; Malvaceae
Product: inactive protein kinase SELMODRAFT_444075
Exons: 13
Coding region: 398-2620 (740 amino acids)
Biological process (GO): protein phosphorylation
Molecular function (GO): protein kinase activity; ATP binding
Source: RefSeq, a predicted model, not a curated record